AUGAGUGAAGAAAGCCGCUAUUCUUAAUGAAAAUCGCUUCACGGGAACGCCGGGGAGGCGUGAUAAUUUUAAAUGAAGCUUUUCAACGGAAGUAAAACGAAACUCGACUGGAUUAUACUUUUUUAGCAUUAAGUGCAAUGUGUUUACAAGAAGAAGUCGGACCAUCUAUUCGUGAAUGCAUUUCCGUAUCUUACCUAUAAUUGAUUAUAUUUAGGUAUUUUCAGUAUCAAUCUUUUAACAACUUAAUGGCUGAGCCAAAAGUUUUGAAACUUUAUAGUCCAGCCUACGGAGAACCUAUUUAUUACAAAUGGCCGUUAGCUUUAACUAAAAAACAUGAUGAAGCUGCUGAAAUAAUCGAUACCAUAAAAUUAGUUUGUGAAGACUUUCCUGAACUUCGUUAUGCUGUAGAUAAUGUGAUGUUGAAAGACUAUGAUGGACAAAACUAUGACUCCAUGAAUCGAUUAUGUCAGCGUUAUAAUAAAGCAAUACGAAAUAUACUGACUUUAUGGAAAGGACGUGCACCACCUCCACGAAUGUUUAAACCGCCCAAUAAAGAACUACUUCGUCAUAUUAUUAAUUUGUGUUACAGCCACGCCAUCAAAGAUCCUGAGAAACUAAACAGCUAUGAGCCAUUUUCGCCAGAAGUAUACGGUGAAACAUCAUUUGAUAUGAUAGCACAAAUAAUUGAUGAUGUUCCUCAUAGUCCUGAUGAUAUAUUUAUUGAUUUAGGAAGCGGUGUUGGCCAAGUUGUUCUUCAAGCAGCAGCAUCAAACCAAUUUAAAGAAUGUUUAGGUGUAGAGAAAGCUGAUAUACCGGCAUACUAUGCUGUAGAAAUGGAAAAGGAAUUUAAAAAAUGGAUGGAUUGGUAUGGGAAGAUAUACACAGAUUUCACUCUAGAAAAAGGAGAUUUUAUGGAUAAGAAGUGGCAGGACUCAGUAAAUGAGGCUGGAUUUAUCUUUGUUAAUAAUUUUGCUUUUGGUCCAGUUGUUAAUCAUCAUUUAAAAAAUAUGUUUCAGUCAAUGAAAGAAGGUGCAAAAUUAGUUUCGUCAAGGGAGUUUUGUUCAAUGAAUUUUAAAUUUAAUAAGCGAAAUUUAUCUGAACUCGGUGCUAUGAUGCGAAUAAGUGAAAUUCGUCCUCAAAACAAAGCGUCAGUAUCGUGGACUGGAAACACUGUCUCAUAUUAUUUACAUGUUGUUGAUCGAACAAGAUUAGAAAAGUAUUUUUCUAUUCUUCAAAAAAAAAAGGAAGGUCUUGAUAUUGAAGAAGAUGUCAGUUCUAUAUAUUCGGAAAGCAACAUUAGUAACGAAACAAAUAGUUGUGCAAACUCAGGAGCUUUUGUCAAUGUUGAAACGCUUGAAGAUAAUUUAGAUGACCUAUACCUUGGGACAACAACUAGACACCAAUGGCAGUUACUAACAGAUACCAUAAAACAAAGUAAAAAAGAAGCUAUAGGGUAUGUAGAUCAAUUUAAGCCUACUAGUAAAGAGCAAAGUUCUGGAAAGCAACAUUCAGAAACCAAAAAGAAUACUUUAUUGCGUAGAAGUAUUGCAAGAAAAUCUUUUGAGUCGAAAAAAAAACUAAAGAAAUACAGUCCAGAGAACAAAAAGAACUUAUCUAAUUCAUCUUCAUCAAGUUCUUCUAUGGAAAGUGAUCUUGAUGACCCAGAUUUUGUAGGAGGUAAUGAAGCAAAGUCCAUUGAAAACUCGCUUGACGCAGAGGUUGAAAGUAAAUUAGAGCCAAGCAAUAAAAAGCAAUCAGAUACAAAUUGUUCAAAGGAAAUAAACAACAAUGUUACUUCACAAAAUGAGCCAAGUAAAGACCUGGAGAAUGAUGUUGAUGAUUUUUUAAGUAAAUUAAAGUAUCGGUUAUUAGAUUUUAUAAAGAUAGUAAAUACAAAAGAAUAUGCUGAAAAACUUAGUUCAAUGAUUGAGUUUGAAAAGGCAAAAAAUAAAUUAUUACUUCGAGAAGUUGAUGAAACAGAGGCGGUUAUUCAAAAUCUCAUUAAUGAUGGACUAAAAAAAUUCUCACAACGUCUUUCAGAACUUGACAUCGCUGUAAAAACACCAUUAGAGCUGCUCUCAAGAUCUUCAAAUUUAGCUUCGAAGCAUCGUGCUCUUGAAAAUAAAGUUCUUAAUAUGGAGGUUGAAGUGUCUCUUUUAGAACAAAAAUAUGAAGACAUGUGCAAUGAUAAAGUUGGAAUGAAACCAUGUGGAGAAAUGUUGUGUGAUGAUCUUUCUACAAUUUCAAAUGGUGGACCAGGAAAGAAUGAUGUAGGUACAAAAGUUUGCUAUGCUAUUAUGAAUGCACUAAAUCAACGUCACCUGCUGAUAAGCAAAAAUGAACAUAUAAAUGAAGAGAUAGCAAUACUUGAAAAAGUAUGUACGUCUGCUAUUCCGUCUGUUGAGCAAGCAGUAUCUGAUAUCAAGGUUACUUUACCUUCAGCAGAAAUAUUUUUACAAGCUGAAAAGCCUACAGACAAGCUUGAUCUUAUACCCAAACCACGUCCUGUUGCCUUUGUUCCACCACGUAUGCUAAGUUGUGAUAAGGCAACAAUUUUACCAGUACUUACAGAGCAACAAUUAGUUUUGCCCCCCAUUAUCUCAAUUAGUCCAUUUAGUUUUUUGAACUCUACUUUAAGAAACAGCUUUGCAUCUGAAAUAAAUCCUCAAAAUAAAAACAAUAUACAAUCAGAAACACAAGGUUAUAAACGUUCAAGAGGACGACCCAGAAAAAACGUUCAGUCUUCUGAAAAGCCAAUCACUAAAAAAGUCAAACCUGUUGAAAAAAGUUUGUAUCAUUCACAUUUGUCUAAUGAUCUUUCUGUCAUCAGCCAGUAUGAAUUACAUGAACCUAGAGUUUCUUCAGAAGAACAAAAAGGAGAAGGAAGUAAUUGUUCUUCAGUAGUUUUUCCAAGUAAACCAAAAGGCUCAAUUAAACUCCCUAAAAAAUUGUUGAAAAGAAGUGCAGAAGUUGAAAAAGAAAAGUUUCAAAAAGCUCAGAAUAUAGAUGAAUCAAAUACAAUGAAAAUGGAAAUCUUAAAUGUUUCAGAAAAUUAUGUUUUAAAAAAAGAUGUUGAAUUAAACAAGUGCAAUGCAGCUACUAAUUUGAUUUAUUCUUCCUCACAAAUAAUGCUUGAUGAGAAACAAAAUCGAUGUCAAGAAAAACUGUACUCUUCAACAAUAAUGCAGAACAGCUAUGAUAAAUUGUUAUUCGAUAGUAUUGCUUCUAAAAGUAUUAAUAAUAGUUCUGUAGAUGACUAUGGAAAUUAUUUACCAAAAAUUUCAAAUAAUCUUGAACAAAGACUAAGUGCUUCGCUUGACCAAAUUAGACAGAGUGUUUUUGUCUCAAAUUCUUUAAUUCAUCAUCCACAACAAUAUGUAGAUAGAUUAAGCCCUACACUACAAGAUCACACAACCAGAGCUUGUACCCAUCCUCAAGAAAGUUCUAACAUAAAUAAAAUAGCUCCAGAAGGUUGGAGUGGGUUAACUUCUAAAACUCCAAGUGAGUUAUCUAUUGCUUUGUCCAGUUCAUCUAUGAGUAAGGAGCAAUUUAUUAAACCUAAAGAUAUAAUUUGCACUAACUCAGAUGUCAUAAACAAUCCUUUUUAUCUCAAACAAGAUUAUCAACCUCGAAAAGUAAUUAAUAAGCCAUUAAAUUUUAAAGACGAUUCAAUCUAUAAAACUUCUGUAGUUGCAUUGCAAGAAAGUUAUAAUCAUAGUAAGUAUGACCAAUCCAAUGCUCGAUCUGCUCUAGUUGAUGAUCAUUUUUAUGCUAGUCUCAGUCACUUAGUUUCUAGUCGAAUUUCUGCAAAUGAAACAAGCAAAACUAUCCCUAAUAUAGUAAAUUUUACAGAUCAAUCUAAAAUGACAUCUAAACUACAAACUACUCAGAAUGCUUUGACUCAAUCUAGCUCAAUAUAUUUUCCAUUUACUUCUAACAAUCAAUCAACAUUUUGUCAAAAGUCAAUAAAUGGUGACAUGCGACUUAUAAACUCAGUUAAUUUUCCAAAUUCUUUAUCUUUUAAUCCUUUACUAAAAUCAAUGCAAGAAGAAUCUCAUCCAACAAUGACAUCUCAAGUUACAGGAUCAAAACUAUUUGUAAACAGUGUUGAAAAAAAAGAGGAACCGUUAAAAAAGAAAAGGAGAGUAAAUCAAUCUAAGAAAAAGCUACUCACUUAUUCUAGUGAUACUAAUGCGGCACCUAUCACAACUUCACAUAAUACAAGUCCUAAAGUAUCAAACUUUCAUAACCCUCAAUAUCGAUUAGUUUAUCAACCAAGUGUUGCCACAGAUUCUCAGAAUUCCUCAUUCUCAACACUUAACACUUUUUGCUUAAACAGUCCAAUCAGUGUUCAAUCUGAUGUUAAACAAAAUAUGGUAACUCCAAUACCAAAUAACUUCAUUCACUCCCAAGUUAUUAGUUGGAAUAUGAAUUCGGCAGCUCUUGCAAGAGUUUCACUACCAACUGUUUGUAACACACAGGUUACGCCUGCACUAGAUAACAUAUUAAGAAACCCUUCUAUAUCAAAUAAUACAUUACAGCCAAUGGUUUAUACUACGCAACCGCAUUUGAUUCUAUUAAAACCUCAUUUAAAUGAAAAAAACAGUGAUACUUCGUUGCAAACUUCUUUCUUGAGUAUAAAUCAAUCAGCAUCUUCACCAACAUAUCCACCAUUAGAAAAAUUAGAUGAUUUUAAAACUUAGAUGAUUUAAAAAAAAAUCUUUUUUAAAA
Hydra vulgaris (swiftwater hydra) is the source of this 4731-nucleotide messenger RNA. Its product is annotated as histone-lysine N-methyltransferase, H3 lysine-79 specific. The record is from RefSeq and is a predicted model, not a curated record. Gene Ontology annotation, biological process: DNA damage checkpoint signaling; DNA repair; regulation of transcription regulatory region DNA binding. Gene Ontology annotation, molecular function: histone H3K79 methyltransferase activity. Gene Ontology annotation, cellular component: nucleus. Lineage: Eukaryota; Metazoa; Cnidaria; Hydrozoa; Anthoathecata; Hydridae.